Messenger RNA from Aspergillus bombycis, 879 nucleotides. RefSeq names its product carbon-nitrogen hydrolase family protein. Gene Ontology annotation, biological process: oxaloacetate metabolic process; L-glutamine metabolic process. The coding region runs from base 1 to 879 and encodes 292 amino acids. The record is from RefSeq and is a predicted model, not a curated record. NCBI's taxonomy places the organism in Eukaryota, Fungi, Ascomycota, Eurotiomycetes, Eurotiales, Aspergillaceae. Gene Ontology annotation, molecular function: omega-amidase activity. The transcript is spliced from 2 exons. Gene Ontology annotation, cellular component: mitochondrion.
AUGGCCGCUCUAUUGAAGCAGCCGUUGAAACUAGCCCUGGUGCAGCUCGCCUCCGGCGCGGACAAAGCCGUUAAUUUGGCCCACGCUCGCACUAAAGUCCUUGAGGCAGCACAGGCUGGAGCCAAGCUCAUCGUCCUCCCGGAAUGCUUUAACUCGCCAUACGGAACCCAAUACUUUCCCAAUUACGCCGAGACUCUUCUUCCUUCGCCUCCUACCGAAGAUCAAUCCCCUUCCUACCAUGCCCUGUCAGCCAUCGCUGCCGAGGCCAAGGCCUAUCUCGUAGGGGGUAGCAUCCCCGAACUGGAACCCAUAACGAAGAAAUACUAUAACACAUCCCUCGUGUUCUCCCCCACUGGCUCGUUAAUAGGGACCCACCGCAAGACCCAUCUGUUCGACAUCGAUAUCCCAGGAAAGAUCGCAUUCAAGGAGAGCGAGGUCCUGUCGCCCGGGAACCAGUUGACAAUUGUUGAUCUUCCCGAGUAUGGAAAGAUCGGCCUCGCCAUCUGUUACGAUAUCCGUUUCCCGGAGGCGGCCAUGAUUGCUGCGCGAAAAGGCGCUUUCGCACUUAUCUAUCCGGGCGCUUUCAACAUGACUACUGGUCCCAUGCACUGGUCUCUGUUGGCUCGCGCUCGUGCAGUGGAUAACCAGCUGUAUGUGGGGCUGUGUAGCCCGGCACGCGAUAUGGAUGCCACUUACCACGCAUGGGGUCACAGUUUGAUAACCAACCCAGCUGCGGAAGUCCUGGUAGAGGCGGAGGACAAAGAGACUAUUGUCUAUGCCGAUCUGAAUAAUGACACCAUUCAAAGCAUAAGGAAAGGCAUUCCUGUCUAUACGCAGAGGCGGUUUGACUUGUACCCCGAUGUGAGCGCCGAGAAAUAG